Messenger RNA from Fimicolochytrium jonesii, 2183 nucleotides. RefSeq names its product lariat debranching enzyme, C-terminal domain-containing protein. Gene Ontology annotation, biological process: mRNA splicing, via spliceosome. The record is from RefSeq and is a predicted model, not a curated record. Gene Ontology annotation, cellular component: nucleus. Gene Ontology annotation, molecular function: RNA lariat debranching enzyme activity. NCBI's taxonomy places the organism in Eukaryota, Fungi, Chytridiomycota, Chytridiomycetes, Spizellomycetales, Powellomycetaceae. Bases 120 to 2036 code for a protein of 638 amino acids. The transcript has 8 exons.
CUUUCACUCUCGCUCGGCAACCACUCCUGAAAACCUGCCUGAAAACCGGGCUCGAGCCACUACGACACAUACGGUGGAAGAGGCUUCAGGAGCAUAGGGAGCGAAGGACAAGCUAAACCAUGCGCAUAGCGAUAGAGGGCUGCUGCCACGGCGAGCUCGACCGCAUCUAUGCCUCCUUGAAGUACCUGCAACGGACAGAAAACAUCACCAUAGAUCUGCUCUUGAUAUGUGGUGACUUUCAGUCCAUUCGAAACCAGGGUGAUCUUGGCUCACUAGCAUGCCCUGACCGAUACCGGACGAUAGGCAACUUCUCGGAGUACUAUGCUGGAAAGAAGAAGGCACCAAUACCCACCGUAUUCAUUGGCGGGAACCAUGAAGCGUCCAAUUAUCUUUGGGAGCUAUACCACGGAGGUUGGGUGGCGGAGAACAUCUACUACAUGGGCUUUGCUGGGGUUGUCAAUUUCGGCGGGCUGAGGAUAGGAGGGUUGUCGGGAAUCUACAAGAAGCAUGACUAUGAUUCCGGGUACUACGAGACACAGCCUUUCAACGAGUCUCAUUGUCGAUCGGUGUAUCAUGUCCGCAAGUACAACGUCUAUCGAUUGGCGCAGAUCAAACGACCGUUGGACAUCAUGCUGACACAUGAUUGGCCGCGUGGAAUCGCUUUCCAUGGCAACACCCGGGCGCUGCUGCAAGUGAAGCCGUUCUUGGCAGGGGAGAUCAAUACAAACACAUUGGGAAGCUAUCCGAACGAGUUCCUGCUGAAGCGCUUGAAGCCCUCUUAUUGGUUCAGCGCGCACCUGCACGUCAAGUUUGCCGCUGUUCACAAACACGAUUCUGCCGUGGAGCUGCCACACGCUGCAGGCAGUGAGGCUGCAAUGGGAGCUACAGCCGCUGGCCUUGGGUUGGAAAACCCGGAUGAGAUCGCAAUUACCAGCGACAUGGAGGAGGACGUGGACAAACCCGAGGCGCAGGCAGAUCCUCCUGCUGCGGUGGGCACGGAGACCGCGGAGGGGAACGGCAGUGUUGGUGAAGGGAAUGCCGAGGCAACGGGUGAUGCCGCUGUUGAGGUGGCGACGGGCACCCCAAUGGUUGAGGUCCCCGCUGAAGUCGAGUCGACCUCGCAGCCCACGGUACCUACUGCGAACCCCGUCGAGUCAGAAGCCAACAAAGCCACUCCCGACACAUCCAAAGCGAGAUACACAAAGUUCCUGGCUCUGGAUAAAUGCCUGCCCAGUCGCGAUUUCUUGCAGAUCAUUGACAUCCCAGAAGCCACCGGACCGUUGGAACUCACAUAUGACGAAGAAUGGCUGGCCAUAAUGCGUGCCACACACGACCUCUUCAGUCUUUCAAGGGACCAGAAGAAAGUACCCGCGGAUGACGAGAUUGCCAACCGCAUAGCCACCGAACUAGCCUGGGUCCAAUCCAACAUCUCGUCCAAGCCCAACGGCCUCCUCAUCCCCCACAACUUUGUCCAAACCGCACCCGCACACAAAGGCAAACCAGACCCGCCCGGCAAAGCUCCCAAAGUCUCGCGCGUCCGUGGAGGCAACCCUUACAUCAAUCCGCAAACCGUCGCCCUGUGUGAGUUCCUCGGCGUGCAGAACUACAUCAACCCCAAUGGACUUGCACCGGGGACGUGGGAUCCGGCACUGGGACCCCCGCCCCCGUCUCCUGGGAAGGGCCAGCAGCAGCAUGACGCGCCGAUCCGACGGGUGAAGUUGGACCUUCCCGAUCCCGUGUCGACCGAAACCGAGACCCCUCCGGUGACAGAUGAGACGCACGGUGAAGCAUCGGUCGAGCAUGAUACCGCUACUCAUACAGCUGCGGCUGAGGAAGAGGAAAACGCAGAGAGCGCCGAGCGUACCGACCGCGAUCGAACGCGGACUACGACGGUGGAGGAGGCCCUGUUGGGCUUUUAUGUGGAUCAUCAGGGUGACCGUGCGCAUGCGGAUGGGCAGGAAGGCGACCAUGCUGAUGCGGAUGCGCAGGAGGGUGGAGAUGAUGGGCAGGAGCAGGCAGAUGAAGCGCACGAGUGAACAAAUUCAGUUUAAUAGGCUUUGCUGUAGGGUGUUUCUCGUUUGUAUAUAUGUAGUUUCUUCAUGGGAUCGCAGAUGUAUGCCCGAGGUAAACGAUAGAAUACUACUGCAGCUAUAUUGACGAGUAGGAGCCAAUGGUGCGCAACA